AGUUCGUACUUUUGGACUAAAUUAGAUUCCAGCAAGAACAACAGUUUACCUUGAAAAGAGAAAGCAUAAUUGUUUUAUCGCUCCGGCCCCGCCGUGGCGCUGCACAGGUGCACAGGGGCUGGUGGUCCGUCCCCAGGCACGGCCCCGGUCCCUCCCACUGCGCCUGCGUCCCGCGACACGCCGAGAGAGAGAGAGAGACAAACAGAGCAGCUAUUGUUAGCCUGGUUUCUCCUCAGUGCCAGAGUUUAUCCCACACUCUUCAUCUACCUGCUGGACAUUAGCACCUGUCACGGAACAAAGCGAAACGGAGGAAGAAGAGUGUUCGUGGGAAGGUGCGUGGAAAAGACGGAAGGAAGGGAAUCAAUCGAGGAAAGCGAGUAGGAAAUAAGGAAGUAAAUAAGGAGAGCUCCUCGUCUGGAAGUCAACAGGUACUUCAAUGUGAGAACAGCGACUCACACUUUUUAAAAAAUAUAUAUUACAUUCAGAGUUUAAAAAAAAACACAAGAAAAACUCGUUACGAUGCCACUGGGACCGUGGAGGAAGAAAAACAAGUCGACGAAGGAGCAUUUGGUGGACAACGAGGAGGUGAGCGGCGGUCACGCAGGUGCCGGGAGCGCAGGGAAGUCCGCGGUGAACGGAGCGGGACUCCCGCCUCCACCCACCGACCUGCGGCCCAAGCUGGUGUUCCACACGCAGCUGGCGCACGGAAGCCCCACCGGGAGGAUCGAGGGCUUCACCAACGUCAAGGAGCUGUACGGCAAAAUAGCCGAGGCCUUUAACAUCAGUCCACCUGAGAUGCUGUUCUGCACUCUCAACACCCACAAGAUCGACAUGGACAAGCUGCUGGGGGGGCAGAUCGGCCUGGAGGACUUCAUCUUUGCCCACAUCAAAGGGACCAAGAAGGAGGUGGAAGUUUAUAAAUCUGAGGACGCCCUCGGCCUCACCAUCACCGACAACGGAGCGGGCUACGCCUUCAUCAAGCGUAUCAAGGAGGGCAGUGUGGUGGACAGGGUGAAGGUCAUCUCUGUGGGCGACCACAUAGAGUGCAUCAACGGACACAACAUCGUGGGGACGCGGCACUACGAGGUGGCCCGCAUGCUGAAAGAGCUGCCCAGAGACAAGUCCUUCACGCUGAAGCUGGUGGAGCCCAUGAAGGCGUUCGAAAUGCUUGAGCCCAGGUCAAAGGGAGCCAAACCUGCCAGUGACAACAAGAUCGGCACAGGGAGGGGGACGCUGAGGCUCCGCGCCAAGGGUCCAGCUACGGUGGAGGAGGAGCCGACAGAGUUUGAGGAGAAGGCAGUGAAGAAAGUGGACGACCUUCUGGAGAGCUACAUGGGCAUCAGAGACACUGAACUGGCUGCUACGAUGGUGGAGGUCGGCCGCGACAAGAAGAAUCCAGAUGAGUUUGCCAUGGCCUUGGACGAAACCCUCGGAGAUUUCGCUUUUCCGGACGAAUUUGUCUUCGAUGUGUGGGGAGCCAUCGGCGACGCCAAGCAGGGGAGGUUUUAGGUCUCUGAAUCUCUCACAUACACACACACACACAGAUAACACACAUUGAAAAUCCCAAAGGCCAAGUGGACAAACAACAACCAGCACAGGCGAAGGUUGGUUUAGUUUUUACAAAGACGUUCCAUGAAAAACGGGAACGUCUCCAUGACUGUACAUAGAAUUCUUCCAGAGGUCUCCUCUCUCCACCUCGGAGGUGGGACUGCUCCUCACUGCUCCUCAGUCUCAGCCGCUCCACCAGCAGACAGUGACGCGUCACCCGUUCUAAAACGGUACCUGCACAACUUUCUAUUCCAAAGCAACCACUUCAUUUUUAAUGACUUGUUAAAGCUGUAAAUUACUCACGUCCUUUUUUUAAUCUGUGAAAAAGCAGCUCUUCCUGCAGCAGCGGCCUCGUGAUUGUAGAAAUGUUUCUGCCUCAGAAUAUUUUAUUUAACUUUAAAAAAAAAAAAACUUUUACAUUUGACUUCGCUCACAUUCCUAACAUUACUUUUUGAUUUUUUUUUUCUCAUCCUUCCCGGUGCAAACAUCAGAGACUGAGCAAUAACUAGAUCUUUUUUUUUUUUAUCCUUUUAUCAAAUGUGACUCCUCUUGUUCCUCUUCUUAAAUGCAGUUUUUAUGAUUUAUUCAUAUUUAGAGAAGCACAUGUGGUUUUAUUCUUUCUCUAAUUUAUUAUAUCUUUUUAAAAACAAAAAUCAUAUUUUCUACACUAAGACUUGGCUCCACAGGAAGGAGAAUCCAGAACAGGAACGGUUACAAAUCCAGUGUCUUAAAUGAAAGCACUCAUGUUUAUGUAACAGCACUGUGUAAAAUCACUGUAUGUAACUGGAUUUAAAAAGUGACUUGAUUCAAGUGUCGUCUACUGAUGUUUAACGGCAGGUUCUCACCGUUGGACCAACCAUAAGGGAUCAGUCUUGUUGGGUAGACAAUAAAAUUUGAUAUAGUUA
Messenger RNA from Cynoglossus semilaevis (tongue sole), 2453 nucleotides. RefSeq names its product GIPC PDZ domain containing family, member 2 (gene gipc2). The transcript has 6 exons. Gene Ontology annotation, molecular function: protein binding. Lineage: Eukaryota; Metazoa; Chordata; Actinopteri; Pleuronectiformes; Cynoglossidae. The coding region runs from base 520 to 1509 and encodes 329 amino acids. The record is from RefSeq and is a predicted model, not a curated record.